AUGCCAGCCCAGCAGAAGAAAGUCAUUUUUUGUGUAGCUGGGUUAUUGAGCUUUGCUUGUGCUCUAUGCAUCGCAGCAGCUAUCGGGACUCAAUUGUGGAUAAAAGGAACAAUACUCUGCAAAACUGGAGCCUUGCUCGUCAAUGCUACAGGACAAGAACUGGAGAAGUUUAUUGGUGAAAUUCAGUAUGGGCUUUUCUAUGGGGAGCGUGUUAGACAAUGCGGGCUCGGAGGGAGACCUUUUCAGUUUUCAUUUUUUCCAGAUCUGCUCAAAAUUAUACCUGCAAGCAUCCACGUUAGUGUCAUUCUCUUCUGUACAGUCCUGAUUGUCUUUGCUCUGAUUGGAACUGGAUUCUUCAUGUACAAUGCAUUUGGCAAUCCCUAUGAAACUCUGCAUGGUCCAGUAGGGUUAUACCUUUGGAGCUUCAUUUCCUGGUCUUGCAGCUGUCUCAUCAUGAUACUAUUUUCUUCAGAAGUCAAAAUUCAUCACCUCUCUGAGAAAAUUGCAAAUUAUAAAGAAGGAAAUUUUAUAUUUAAAACUAACAGCGAACAAUUUGCAAAUUCAUUUUGGAUCAUCCUAGUUUGCUCCUUAGUGCAUUUCCUGAAUGUCUUACUAAUAAGGCUUGCUGGAUUUAAUUUUCCUUUUUCAAAAUCUAAAGAUUCAGAGACAGUAACUGGAGCUGUUGAUCUCAUGUACUAGAAUUAAAUGCAUUUUUAAACAACAUUUCAAGCAACUUUUUUCAGCCUCACCCACAUUGAC
This is a messenger RNA of Alligator sinensis (Chinese alligator), 759 nucleotides long. RefSeq names its product clarin 1 (gene CLRN1). The transcript has 3 exons. The coding region runs from base 1 to 699 and encodes 232 amino acids. NCBI's taxonomy places the organism in Eukaryota, Metazoa, Chordata, Crocodylia, Alligatoridae. Gene Ontology annotation, biological process: sensory perception of sound; equilibrioception. The record is from RefSeq and is a predicted model, not a curated record.